AUGUGGACCACUUUGAGGGGAGUAAGAGGCGUCAAAACGUUGCACACUCCAGUAUACAAUGGACUGGAUUUGAAAGCACGACAAGAUCUGCUUUUCCACAUCAAAUUACUGGAAAAAGUGAUGACAUCGUCUUCCUACGACAAAUCGCUGUUGUACGCUGGAAAAUACAAGAAAGUGCCACAAUUGAUCUCUGGGACAGAUCCAGUUAGGAUUGGGUAUGUUUUAAAAGAGUUUGCGAUAUCUUUGCAGCAACAAGAGGCCGAAAACCCGGCUAUCCAGAGAAACUCAACUGCCAAAUUGGGCAAAAUUGGUCUUCAAUUGUUCACAGAUUGCCAUCAAGACAACGUCACAGUGUUGGGAAUAACACUCACACGGGCCCUAGUCGAGCGGUACAAUCAAGUUCCACUCAGGGACACAUACGAAGGGUUGAGAAGUGCAUUGGCCAAAGUUCAAGUUUUCUUGCAAAAAAGUCGUAUUGUGUUGGAGAAACGAUCUGAAAUCGAUGUGCUGGUCGAAAGAUUAUGCUCCCACAAACGGGAUGCCUCAGUUAUCCAAAGAGUGUUAGCGGCACUCGAUUACAAGCUUGUAUCCAAUGAUGUGGUGCGAGUUACCCGCGGAAGAAGAACUGAGGACGAACUAGAGAUCUCAAACGGAUGGAAAUAUCCGGGAGGUAUUAUAGACUCGAACGACCCUUAUUUGAGAUCGUUGCGCAUACCGCAAAACAAGCUCGUGACGGUGAAUACGUCAAUGUUGGUGCUGGUUCAUGACGGAGAGCUUCGAGACGCCAAUAAUGUGCUCCCAGCACUGCAUUAUGCCUCGAAACAGGGCAAAUCCAUCGUCUUGGUGGUCAACGGCGAGUGCAAGGGCGAUGCCCUUGCCGCUAUCACGAUUCAUAAUAACAAGAAUUCAAGGCAAAAGGUAGACUCGCAAGCCAUCGUCUUGAAAUACUCUCCUCGAGACCACAAUGGGGUCAGUCUCCAGGAAAACAUCGAUUUCCUGUCGUUUUUGAGGCUGCCGCAAGGAUUGGGAAGUGUAUAUUCGCCCAAGUUCAGCGAAUACGUUCCUAGUUCGGCAUCUGCAUCACUGUUUUUCGGCUCGCUGGAGUCACUUAAAGCCACUACGGGUGAAGCAUUUUUGUACAAUCCAGGAACCGAGAUACAAAACGAUGCCUUGCGCACUACGAUCACUUUGCAUGUUGGUGGCCACAGCGAGCUUGAAAUUGACCACAGAAGGUCCGAACUGGAUCACAUCAUCAACAAUAUUAUAUGUCAUGGUCUGGCACAGGGCUGGAUUCCCUCUCAUGGAACUGCUUUGGCAAAGGCUAUCAGCCAGUUGGAAGACGUGACAAAACAGGAUCCAUUGUUCUUAGGCCACCAAGCGGUAAUUGAGACUUUAACCAUCCCGCUAGAAAAUGCAUUGCGCAACAAAUACGGCAUUCACAGGUUCGAGGCCGCUACAUCAAUCGCCCGGACCAUUCAAGACCCCGAAUUCGAUACCGCAUAUCUCCCAGAAAGAGGUUCAGCAUUGGAGAAAGGUAUUCUAGAGCCCUGGAACGUUGCAGAUCGCGCGUUAAGUGGUGUAUCCGCUUUUCUCAAGCUCAUCGCGAGCUGUGACGUUUUGGUGACCCGAUAUUUCGACAAACCCAGAAAGGACUAG
Messenger RNA from Lachancea lanzarotensis, 1656 nucleotides. RefSeq names its product LALA0S02e09076g1_1 (gene TCM62). The transcript has a single exon. Gene Ontology annotation, cellular component: mitochondrial inner membrane; mitochondrial matrix. Gene Ontology annotation, molecular function: protein-folding chaperone binding; ATP-dependent protein folding chaperone. NCBI's taxonomy places the organism in Eukaryota, Fungi, Ascomycota, Saccharomycetes, Saccharomycetales, Saccharomycetaceae. Gene Ontology annotation, biological process: protein refolding; mitochondrial unfolded protein response; apoptotic mitochondrial changes. The coding region runs from base 1 to 1656 and encodes 551 amino acids. The record is from RefSeq and is a predicted model, not a curated record.